AUGGGAAGAUUUUGGUCGGCCACAGGCCCCUUUGCACAAAACAACAGACAUAAUUUACCAUACAUUGAUAUGAAAUCCCAAAACCAGCAAAGAAGCACGAUUUUUUUCAUCACUCGGAACCUAGAAUUUCGAUUUCUACCAAUAAACGAAAAAUUACGGGGAAGCACAUACCUUCCGUGGCAAGACUCUUACUUUUUCGAUUAUAUCAUCCGACCCGAACUCGGGCCGGACCUCCAGAUCAAAAAGCCUGGAGAGAAAGAAGGACCGACCCAAGUGAUCCACAAGCUUCUUUAUCUGAUUGCUCUGUACGGAAAUGAGGCGCUUGUUGCCGCCGUGCUGGCCAUCUUCCGCCUCGAAGACGAUACUUGGAACACGGCCCAAAUUCCUCUCUUUGGCGGCUAUGUUCUUGCCGGAGAGAGCGCGUGGGAUCGCGUGGAUGGUUUCGUCGUGCUUAGGGUCAGGCCUGGGCAAUCCCUCCAGGUAGGUGAGCAGAAUGGGGUUGUCCGCUUCCUGGAGGAGCGCGGCGGUGGAGAAGCGCCGGAAAUGGUGAUUGAUGGCGGCGGUGGCCAGUGA
Striga asiatica is the source of this 573-nucleotide messenger RNA. Lineage: Eukaryota; Viridiplantae; Streptophyta; Magnoliopsida; Lamiales; Orobanchaceae. The record is from the annotation of a GenBank genome assembly.